AUGAGUGCUAAAGCUUCUCCUCUUACUACAAACACCAAACGAAAGUUUGACGAGCUUUAUUAUGAUGAUCACAAAAAUACAGCCAACGGAGGUACACCUAAAAAGACAUCAUCAAAAGCCAAGAACAAUAAUAAUAACAACAAUAUAGAAAGAACUUCUCCUCCAGAUAAGAGAGUAAAGAAGUUUACUUCAUCAGCCUCUCCUAAAGUUGUAGUAUUAUCAUCUGAUUCCUCUUCCUCCAACACAUUGCCACUUUCUAAGAAAGUAAAUAGACGACAAUCCACUGCAGUUGAUAAUGAAAAUAGCUACUCUCCAUCAGGUUCUUCAUCCUCUUCAAGUUCAAGGGAGAAUAGUUGCGAUACUAAGGAAACAAUAAUAUUUAUCAAGAAGGAUCUGCAUUCAAAAGGAAAUGAAUUGAGUGAUUCCAUUGAUAGUGAUGAAAUGCCAUGUAUUUCACAUAAAACAGUCUCCCUCAAACGACCACUAUCACAACAACAAGGAUUUGCAACUCCAAACAAGAUCAGUAGUAAUCCUCAACCACACAUAAGCACAACCUCCACUCAAUCCCAUUCGACCUCCACUCCUCCAAUUCCUUCUAGUUCACAAACCCAUAGUAAUAAUAGUAAUGGUAAUACCACUCCAAAGACUCCAAAAACUUCAUUUGCAACACCUUCCAGCCAAUCCUCUAAUGUAUCUCAAAAAAAGAUUUCACCUUCUCCAUUUUCUCAACAUUUCCCUAAUUUAACAAGACCUUAUUUAUCAUCACCUCGUGAUACCAAAUCUCCAUUAUCCACUCCAAUUAAAACAUCCAGCCAAGUUUCAAUGGUGUCUGAUAAUGCACCUUCUCCUACCUCUGUAAAAACUGGUCCAAACCAUCAAGCAACCCUUCCAAUCCUCUCCCAAAAACCUAAGAAAUUUCCAGUAUCCUACUCUCAAAAGAUUGGACAAUGCAUAUGGACUCCUCUUGAAUCCAAUUCAGAAAAUGAAGGAAUGCUCGAAGAGUUUGAGUUAUUCUGCAUUAAAACCAUCAGAGAUCAAGACAGUUUUAUACCAGAUAAGGCCCUUGAAAUUCUACAUACCUUCGACAAUGACAUCAAACAAGCUAAAUUAUAUGUGAAGGAACAUCCAAAACAAAUCACAAGAAGGAGGAUUUUAACUGACGAACAAGAAGCAAAACUCUACAAGGCCUUCAAUGAAUUCCAUCUCUACAAGGGUUCUCUUAGGAAUUUAUACAAGGCAGUUUUGCCAGAGGUACCUUAUUUUGAUUUGGUUAAUUAUUUUUUCAUUUACAAAAAGGAAGAAUCUAAGGUUCCACCAAAACUCAGCAAAAUUGUUCGUAAUGGUCUUUUAAGAGCUGCUCAAAUGCGCAAUAUCAUUUCAAAUCAAGCAUCAUCCUAUCAAAACAAUGACUCUGAUAGUAGUGGUGACAGUAGUUCUGAUGAUGAGAAUUGUUCUGAUAGUGCAACAGAGGGAACUCCAUCAAGACAAGGUAAUAAUAAUAUAAAGAAGGAAUCUAAUCAAAAUGAAGAAGAUGAUUCUGGUGAUGAAUCCUCUGAUUCAGAGGAGGAAGAAGAAAAACUCAAGUCUACCCCAAUCAAAUCACACUCAAAUAGUAAUCAUAUCAAAUCUCAAACACCUCAUUCGACCUUUUGUUUGAGUGAUAGUGAGGAAGAUGUUAGUUUCAAAGAUCAUGAGUUUGUCAAUGAUCUUGCACAAUACAGCAAUCAUGAUGCUUCUUCUCAGGAGGACAGAGCUUACAUACCUAUUGAGAAUGAAGACUCAACCUCAACAACAGAAGUCAACUGCAGUGAUGAUACCAACAAGAAGAAAUCUGCUGCUGCCAAUAAGAAUGAAGCAGAGGACAGUCAAUCCCGAAGCCAAAAUACAACACCAACAAAAGGAAAAUCAAAUCUUCAAAUACAUAUUGAAGAUCAUCAUGAUGAAGAAUUGGAUUGUUCUUCACCAAAACCAUCAUUUGGUGCUUCAUCAUCAACUUGUUUGGCAACUCCUUUGAGAAGUAAUAUACAACAACAACAGCAACAACAACCCGUGAUGACAAAGUUUGUUCUCGAUGAUGAAACUGGAAAAUUGGUACAAGCUGCUUUUGAUGAGGAUGAAAUUCAAGAUUAUUUGGAUGCUGAGGAUUCAGAUUAUGAUGAGGAUGAUUCCGAAGAUUAUGACGAUGAAUACGAUUUAGGAGAUCAAUUGGAAAAGGAAUUUAUGGAUCAAGUUCUUGAGGAGUCAAUGAAAACCCUAGAUAUACUAUCACCAGUUAAACCACCUGCUGGUUCCGAACAUGUGUUUGAUUUUGUGACAGGUGGUGCUCAGGAUAUUCUCGAAAAGCAACUUCAAUUUGAAGAUGAGGAGGAAGAAGAAAUACUCAUGACUGAUUUUGCUGAAGGAAUUGUCAAAUGUAUUCCAUUGAAAGAAUACGAAGCUGCCAUUGAGGAAUCUUCAUCAUCAAUAUUGAUGGAAGCUUGUAUGGCUGAAAAUUCAUAUUAUUAUAAUGUAUUUCAAAGUGCUAUGAAGAGAUUUUAUUUGGAUGUGAAAAGAUUUUUAAUAACUCAGUCAUACAGAAAGAAACAAAACGAUCCAUCUCUUCAGGUAUCUUCUGAUGAGGAGGAAAUUAAGAAAAAGUGCUAUGAAGUUCAACCAACAUUGUCCUAUUUGGAAAAUGAAAUUUAUGACAAUUUUGUACCAAAAAGCUCUCAAAGGGAUGAUAUUCUUUCAGAUAGUGAAAUGAUUCGUAUUGCUCAACAAAUUAUCAAAUCAAAAGAGGAGAGAAGAAAAUUAUUUUAUGAAUGGACUGAAGAAUGUGAUAGAAAUGCCAUAGCACCUGAUACUAAGGAUGAAAUGGAACAUUUUGAUGACGAUCCAAAUGAUCCAGAAUAUGAAGAUGCAGCCAAUAAGGAUGAGUUGGACAAGCUGAAAAGAUUCAAAACUAAUGGAGCUCACAUUAGAAGAAUUAAAAUUGGACAAUGGUCACCAACACUCAAUUAUGAUGGGCAAUUCCUGCUAAAGGCAUCUCCACUAUUGAAAAAGAUUUACUACAAACUGUUCACAUAUUCUCCAAAGUAUCACAUACGACCAGAGAGUUUAGACGAAAAGGAAGUGUUGGAAUCUUAUAUUGUCGAGUCAUCAGCAUCAAAGGAAUCAUUUAAUGAUCAAGUAUCAAGAGAAUUUGAUAGAUUUAAGGUUAGUCACGCACUUUGGAUGGAAAUUGACUAUGGAGAUAUCAUUGGUAUUCAUUUACAAAAGACAUCCACGCCUAAAUCCAUUCAAGAUCAUCCUCUCGGUUUGCUUGUGCUCCUUUUAUCAAAGAAACCAAAAUUCCUUACCAGAAGAAUUGCUUGUACAGAUCAACAACUUAAUACCCUCAGAGAACGUGCAGAUUUUACCAACGAUAAGCAGGCCUCAUUGUACAAUAGACAUUACAUUAUUGGAGAUUAUAGAGAAUUGAAACGAGUUCUUUCAGUAAUUUUACAAAGUGAUGAUAGUGGCAGAUUAUCGAGAAUUUAUCAAGAUGGCAUGGAAAACAUUUUCGAAACAGAGCCAAUUUGGAGCUAUGAUCCCUCAGAGGAUGAUAAAUUUAUCGAUCCAUCCAAGGACACAAUAGAUGAGGAAAACUUAGUAAGAGCCCUCCCUGAUGAAGAGGGUUUCUUUGAGGCAGAAGACGAAGAAGAGGAAGCUCUCUACGAGCUCGAAUACGACUCUGAUAUUGGAGAGUUUGAUUUUAAAAAUCUUGGUACCACUUAUCAAUUGAGCAACGACACUACAGAAUUGGACAAUUAACCCUUUGAAUUUCCAAAUCUGUAGUCAUUAAUACUACACCAUCAUUUUGUAAAUAUGAUUCGCUCACAAUAUUGAUAAGGUUGGAACUAGGAAAUGUUACAACAAAAAACUAUUCGAUAUCCAUUCUAAUUUCAUUUUUAGCAAUCAACAGUUCACCUUUCAUUACAAUAAUCGGUAUUGAAGAGAUUUUCAUUCCACAACCAAUAAAGCAACAAG
This is a messenger RNA of Naegleria gruberi, 4008 nucleotides long. RefSeq lists its product as uncharacterized. Bases 1 to 3792 code for a protein of 1263 amino acids. NCBI's taxonomy places the organism in Eukaryota, Heterolobosea, Eutetramitea, Acrasida, Naegleriidae. The transcript has 4 exons. The record is from RefSeq and is a predicted model, not a curated record.